GGUAUCUACAAAAUGUCAAGCUGCUGGCUGUUACCAGAAAGGAUGACGCGGGAGUAAAAGAAAUGAGCCGUCAGACUGCUACAGCACUACCUACAGGUACUUCAAAGUGUACACCAUCACAGCGGGUGCCUGCACUGACUGGCACUACAGCUUCCAAUAAUGACUUGGCUAGUCUCUUUGAGUGUCCUGUUUGUUUUGACUAUGUGCUGCCACCAAUUCUUCAGUGUCAGAGUGGCCAUCUUGUUUGUAGCAACUGUCGCCCCAAACUUACGUGCUGUCCAACUUGCCGAGGCCCGCUGGGCUCCAUUCGUAACCUGGCUAUGGAGAAAGUUGCCAAUUCUGUACUAUUCCCAUGUAAAUAUGCCUCUUCCGGAUGUGAGAUAACUUUGCCACACACAGAAAAAGCAGACCAUGAGGAGCUGUGUGAGUUUAGGCCUUACUCCUGUCCAUGUCCCGGUGCUUCAUGUAAAUGGCAAGGUUCUCUGGAUGCUGUAAUGCCACAUCUGAUGCAUCAACAUAAGUCAAUUACUACGCUUCAGGGAGAAGAUAUAGUGUUCCUUGCUACAGACAUUAAUCUUCCUGGUGCUGUUGACUGGGUUAUGAUGCAGUCUUGUUUUGGCUUUCAUUUCAUGUUAGUAUUGGAGAAACAGGAAAAAUAUGAUGGUCACCAGCAGUUCUUUGCGAUUGUACAGCUGAUAGGAACACGCAAGCAAGCAGAAAACUUUGCUUAUCGACUUGAGCUAAACGGUCAUAGGCGGCGAUUGACUUGGGAAGCAACUCCUCGAUCUAUCCAUGAGGGAAUUGCAACAGCCAUUAUGAAUAGUGACUGUCUAGUCUUUGACACCAGCAUUGCACAGCUCUUUGCAGAAAAUGGCAAUUUAGGCAUCAAUGUAACUAUAUCAAUGUGUUGAAAUGGCAAUCAAACCUCUUCAGGCCAGUGUUGAAAACCAUUGCAUUUAACUUAGCAGAAACUAGGGUAACCAUCGUUGACUGUCAGACAAAUUAUUUGCUAGGUGGAGGAUAGACAUAUAUGAAGGUAAAUAAAAGGAGAGGCUGUUAAAUUACAGGAAGCAGUUGCAUGUAGUAACACUAAUAUAUUUAAAAUAAGUCAACAGUAAACCACUGAAAAUAUAUAUACACCCAAAAUGGGCAUCUUUUGUAUUAAGAAUUGAUUCUACAGGAAAUGUUGUAAAAUAAUUCUAAAAACUUGUUUGUAGAUUGAUUGUACUGUUGAAAAGGAUACUGUUUCGUGUUUUUGUUCGUGUUCUUUUCCUCCCCCUUUGACUGACAAGCCAUGUUGAGCGGUUUGGUCUCUGGCCGCUGCGUCCCGCUCCCCUCCUCCCCCCCUCCUUUGUAAGUCACUACAUAGUAUUGCUGCUGUUUGUGUAUAUUUUUUGUGUAUUUGCUAAUUUUUAUUAACUUCUAGUUUUUCAUUAAAUAAAUAUGACUUUCUUUUCUGUAAUUCAGGUUUUUCUCUUUUUUUUUUGUAUCUUUUAAAAAUUAACUGCAGGUGUCAUCUUUUGAUAUGCAUAAUUGCUAUGGUAAAAUUAAUAUUUCUGUAUGUUUGGUAAAUUUGUCUCUUUCCAGUAGUCAAUUCAUUGGUGAUGCUGUUCUUAACUGAGCUAUUUUGUGAAUGUAUUGAACUUGAAAGGAGUAAUUAUGUUCAAAGAUGUAUCAGGAAAGAAAGCUCCUUUAAAAACAGGUCUAGAUGUUGUUGUACUUUGAGUUAUGAUCUGACAUAAAUGAAUUACCAAGAUUUUUCCAAAUUAAAAAAAAAAAAUCACGUUUCAAAUUUAGAGAUGCUUAGAAACUCAAUUGCAUCCUUGUAUUAUUUGGUUUUCCAGUACAAAGAAGGUAUUGUCUUGCACAGUAUUUGUAACUAUAAAACAGACCAUUUGUUUAAAAAAAGCAAAAAAAAAAAAAAAAAAAGGGGGGGGGGGGGGCAGUCAGAACAAGAUGUUUGCAGUCUUUUUAUAUUUCUCAUUAAAAGAAUACCUGGAAAAUUAAAAUACAAUUUUUUGCUUUUUGCUUUAGCUCAAAGUUUGACACACUACUACUACUCUUGCUCAAUUUCUUGUCCUCAUGUCUCUUGGUUGUUACUAAAGUAAUUUCUUGAACUGAUUUUUGUAUAUCGUUUUAGUGACAUGAUACACAGUCAGAUGCAAGUAAUCUCUUACAGGUAUGAUUUCACCAGCCAUAAAAGCUUUGUAGGAUACUGGGCUUUACGCAGACUGCCUAUAUGUGAAAAAAUAACCAUGAAUGUAUAAUGGUAUUUGUGUUACAAAACAUAGACACGGAGACAGAAAAAAAGAGUAAGGUGAAAAGCUGUUUCAUCUUAAGCUAUUUAAAGGAAAUCUUUGUCAAACCUAGUAGUAAUGGGCAUCUGUUCAGAGAGGUAGUCUGGCUAUGAAUUACUUUUGUAACACAUUAAAAUACAGUUUAUUUACUGUG
Oxyura jamaicensis (ruddy duck) is the source of this 2451-nucleotide messenger RNA. It is a transcript of the gene SIAH1, whose product is annotated as siah E3 ubiquitin protein ligase 1. The transcript has 2 exons. Bases 63 to 911 code for a protein of 282 amino acids. The record is from RefSeq and is a predicted model, not a curated record. Gene Ontology annotation, biological process: proteasome-mediated ubiquitin-dependent protein catabolic process; multicellular organism development. NCBI's taxonomy places the organism in Eukaryota, Metazoa, Chordata, Aves, Anseriformes, Anatidae. Gene Ontology annotation, cellular component: cytoplasm. Gene Ontology annotation, molecular function: zinc ion binding; ubiquitin protein ligase activity; ubiquitin conjugating enzyme binding.